Molecule: messenger RNA, 210 nt
Organism: Linum tenue
Lineage: Eukaryota; Viridiplantae; Streptophyta; Magnoliopsida; Malpighiales; Linaceae
Source: the annotation of a GenBank genome assembly
UACAAAUUGAAAAUGGCGACAGCAACUCCAGUUUGUCGGUGCGCUGUACCGGCGAUUCUCCGGACCUCUUAGACUGAUGCGAAUAUGGGAAGACGCUUCUUCGGUUGCGGCAAUUAUGGGGGUGCAACUGCCUACAAUAUUUUCGUUGGAUUGAUCCACCACUUGAAGCUAAUAUUAAGUGCCUUGUGCUUGUCUUACAUAAGAGGAUCC